This is a messenger RNA of Meira miltonrushii, 2169 nucleotides long. RefSeq names its product sugar transporter. The record is from RefSeq and is a predicted model, not a curated record. Gene Ontology annotation, molecular function: carbohydrate:proton symporter activity. The transcript is spliced from 2 exons. Gene Ontology annotation, cellular component: membrane. Lineage: Eukaryota; Fungi; Basidiomycota; Exobasidiomycetes; Exobasidiales; Brachybasidiaceae. Gene Ontology annotation, biological process: carbohydrate transport; transmembrane transport. Bases 399 to 2084 code for a protein of 561 amino acids.
CGUUUACCGUUUGACUUACUCUUAAACUACGAUCACUAGCGAAAGCUUCUCCUUCACCUAUAUCAGCAUGAAGAAUAUCUGUCUGACCGGCGACCGGUGAUGAGAAAACAUUUACGUUUUGAACAUUUUUGGUCAUAAGUCCUAAUUCUCCUCCGAAGCUACCUUCCCCAGAUUUCCCCACAAAGACAAAAGGUACAAACAAAGUACGAACGUAGCGGCGCCCGUCAAUGUCCGUUAAAGAUGUUUCAUCAAAUAGCAAGAAAGUCAUCCGAUUCUUAUAACAGCAUUUAAAAGCAUAUAAAGGCACCGUCGCACAUCUAGCCUCAUUCAUUAAAUUCCUCAUCCUCCUAACUUCUAUCGCAAUAACCUUUCUACCUAACGAAUAGCACUUUAUUAUAAUGGCUAGCAAUCUUCAUGUCCUCGAGGACAGUCAUCACCAAACCGCUCGUAUUGAUGCAUAUAAGGUGGCGCAACAGUUAGACAACUACGAUGUUGUCGUCGAUGCAGCUGCAAAAGCAACUAAAACUGAUCAUGAAAUGACAUUAUGGCAAGCUUUAAAAAGAAAUAAGAAAGCUGUAUUAUGGUCUAUGCUUCUUUCAACGGCACUCGUUAUGGAAGGUUAUGAUUUAGUCAUCAUUAAUUCCUUCUACGGACAAGAACAAUUCAGACAACAUUAUGGUAAAUUCGAUGAAGCAAAUCAAAAAUGGUAUAUCCCUGCUUCUUGGCAAUCAGGUCUGACAAACGGAGCUUUGUGUGGUCAAAUCGUUGGCUUAUUAAUCAAUUCUUGGGCUUCACAACGCUUUGGCUACCGUAGAACCAUGGCUACGGCUUUAGCGUUUAUGGCAUGUGCAAUCUUUCCCGUUUUCUUCGCUCCAAACUUACCAGUCCUUGUUCUCGGCGAAAUAUUGUGCGGUUUACCCUGGGGAAUUUUCCAGACAAUCACGACUGCUUAUGCCGCCGACAUCUUACCAAUCGCUUUACGACCUCUUUUAACAUCAUAUGUCAACAUGUGUUGGGGUUUCGGAAUCUUGAUGAGUAGUGGCGUUGCACGUGCAGCUUUAGACCUUGAAGGAGCAAAAGCAUAUCAUGUUCCGUUUGCCUUACAAUGGAUUUGGCCUCUUCCAUUGUUCAUUGGAGUCUGUUUCGCGCCAGAAUCUCCUUGGUGGUUAAUUCGUAAAGGACGUGUAGACGAUGCUGAACAUAGCAUUCGCAGAUUAAACUCCUCUAGCACAUCGGAAGAAGAAGUACAAGACACUUUGGCUAUGAUGCAGCAUACUGACGCGAUUGAAAAGGCCGAAAACGAGGGUGUGAACAUCCUUGAUUGCUUCAGAGGAACGAAUUUACGUAGAACAGAGAUUGGAUGUGCUGUUUUUGCCAUUCAAUAUCUCGCGGGCGGACCUUUGAUUGGCUAUGCUGUUACAUUUUUACAACAAGCCGGUAUGGAUGACGAAUCAGCAUUCGAUUUCAACCUAGGAGUGACUACAAUGUUUACGGUCGGAACAAUCGUUUCAUGGUUCUUCUUAAACAAGGUCGGCCGUCGUACGAUCUACAUUGGCGGUAUUGCUCUUAUGAGCUUUAUCUCUCUGAUUAUCGGUAUUUUAGGUUUCAUACCUAACACAAGUUUAGCCGUUGGUGUUUUAUUGAUCUGCCUAAAUUUCGCCUAUAAUAUCGGAAUUGGUCCUGUUUGCUACUGCAUCGUUGCAGAGGUAUCUUCUUCUCGUUUACGACCAAUCGCUGUUGUAUUGUCGCGCAUAAGCUACAACUUGAUGGGCUUAGUAUGCAAUACAAUUACUCCAAGAAUGAUUCAACCAACCAGUUGGGGAUGGGGAGCCCGUUGCGGCUUAUUUUGGAUGGGCACAGGGAUUGCUGCAUGCACAUACUGCUACUUCCGAUUGGUUGAAACCCGUGGUAGAACGUUUGCUGAAUUGGAUGCUUUAUUUGCUGCUAAAAUUCCCGCCCGCAAGUUUGCAACGACAGAUAUCGAUCUUUUCACGCACACACAAGAUGUUAAAAAUGCAACUCCAACAAAUGGGAAGCAAGGCUCAAAUGGAGAAUCAGACUCUGUUGAUGAUAAGAAAUUUUAAAUGAAAAGAAAAAAACUCUCUUUGGAUAUAUUAAUUCUUUACGAUGUAUCUAUUUUUGUUCUUAUUGAUGAUGAUGAUCGAAUAU